AUGGCGACCACCGGCGGAGCCCAGAGUGCUCCCACCAGGGCGCCUUAUAUCCCCCAAGACGUGCAGUCUGUCGCGCACAUGCUCAAUGGCCUCGACGAGGCACGAAAGAACAAGAGGAAGGGCCAGGCCAUGUGCAAGCGGUCCACCUUUGCAGUCAAGGGGUCGUCCAUCACCGUCGACUCGUGGAAGAUGCAGGAGCAGGAUUACAAGAAGCGAGAUCUUCCCACAUAUGCCCGCGGCCUGUUCACCACGAGAAACGCACGAAAUGAGCCCGAGAUUGCCGUGAGAGGUUACGACAAGUUCUUCAAUGUUGGCGAGGUCCACGAGACCAAGUGGGACAACAUCCUGCAGAGGACACAGGGCCCUUACGAGCUGACGCUAAAGGAGAAUGGCUGCAUCAUUUUCGUUUCCGGCCUCGAGGACGGCACCCUCCUCGUGUGCAGCAAGCAUUCGACUGGAGAGAGAGAGGAUGCCGAUCUCAGCCACGCCGUCGCUGGAGAACGAUCCUUGGAAAAGCAGCUUGCUCGGCUGGGCAAGUCCAAGCAGGAUCUGGCUAGGGAAUUGAGAGCUCGCAAUGCCACCGCCGUGGCUGAGCUGUGUGAUGACUCGUUCGAGGAGCACAUCUUGGCCUACGGCCCAGAAAAGGCCGGUCUUUACCUUCACGGAAUCAACCUGAACCUCCCCGAAUUUGCCACGUAUCCCAGCACCCACGUUCAGAGCUUUGCCGAUGACUGGGGCUUCCAAAAGGUUGGCCUCAUCGUCAUGGACGAUGUCAACCAGGUCAAGGCUUUCCUAGAAGAAUCCGCAGAUACGGGAGCUCACGACGGACGCGAUGUCGAGGGCUUUGUGAUUCGCUGUCGAGAGUCUCAUGAUCCUGGCGUCCAGCCAUAUCGGGAUUGGUUCUUCAAGUUCAAGUUUGAGGAGCCGUACCUCAUGUAUCGACAGUGGCGCGAAUGCACCAAGGCCAUGAUCUCAGGCAAGCCACCCAAGUUCAGGAAGCAUGUCCAGAUCACCGAGGAAUACCUCCUCUACGCACGCAAACGACUCGCCACCGACAAGAACCUGGGUCAGCUGUACCAGGCGAACCAUGGCAUCAUCGCCCUACGCAACGACUUCCUCGCUUUCAAGAAUAUGAAGGGCUCUGACGCCGCUAACCUCGAGCUCAUCGCUCCUUCCACAGCCGAUAUCAACACCGAGGUGACGCGAGACGUCAUCUUGGUCCCCAUCGCGACGAUUGGAUGUGGCAAGACGACAAUCGCUGUUGCGCUGACGCAUCUGUUCGGCUGGGGCCACAUUCAAAACGAUAACAUUACCGGUAAGGGACGGCCUCCUCGCUUCACCAAGGCGGUGCUCGAUCUCCUCCAGGAGCGCCCCGUUGUCAUCGCGGACCGAAACAAUGCGCAAAAGCACGAGCGCAAGCAGAUCCUCACCGAUGUCAAGAUUCAACACAAGGACGCGCGCCUUGUCGCUCUGUACUUCAAGCAUGAUGCGUCCAACAUUGAUGAAGUGCGCAGGGUCACGCAGGAGCGAGUGUUGGCGCGUGGAGACAACCACCAGACGAUCCACGCUGCUAGCGAUCAGAACAAAUUCCUCGGCGUCAUGGAAGGCUUUGUCGAUCGAUUCGAACCCCUUGUCCCGUUCUCCCGCCCAGAUGAUGGGUUCGACGCGGUGGUCAACCUCGACCCCACGGCCGAGAGCCGCCAGAACCUUGAGACGGCGGUCAACGAGCUCCACCGCCUCUACCCGAACCUCUUUGAGCUUCCGUCCGCUGAGAGGCUGGAUGAGGCCAUGAAGGCUGCCUUUGAUGAUUACCAGCCUGGCCUGAAGCACACGAUCCCCGAUCGUGGCGCCCGACAAAACAAGCCCGGACAACAGGCACAGCAGCCCAAGAAGGCCAAGAAGAAGCCCCUCGAGUACAUGUCUGUCGCUGUCCCCGGGAGCCAGGUCAGGUCUAUCCUGGAUAAGGCCUUUGACAAUGUCGCCAUCGAGACGUCCAGAUUUUACAAACAGCUCAGCCAGACGCGACGCAUCCAGCCAAAGUUUCACGUCACGCUGAUGCACCGCGCGUCUUCCAAAGAGCAUCCCGAACUGUGGGAACACUACAGCAAGGUUGUAGCUGACGCUGAAGCUGCCAACAUCGCCACUGCCGGGGCCACGGGCGCCAGCGCUGCGCCGACCCUGGGCUCCUGCGGCGUUGAGCUAGAGAGGGUCGUCUUCAACGAUCGUGUCAUGGCCAUCGUCGUAAGGCUCAACGGCCAGGACCAAGCGUGGCAGUGCGUCAACCCCAUCGCCCACAUCACCGUCGGCACGCGGGAGGACAGCAUCAAACCCAAGGAGAGCAACGAAUUGCUCGCGCGCUGGCUCAACGAGGGCGUGGGAGAGGCAACGGGCAUUCGAGAGGUGGUCUUUGAUAACAAGGAGACUCUUGAGGGGGCCGUUCAGGGUGUUAUGUCGAGGUAG
This is a messenger RNA of Verticillium dahliae VdLs.17, 2460 nucleotides long. RefSeq names its product tRNA ligase. Gene Ontology annotation, molecular function: ATP binding; RNA ligase (ATP) activity; phosphoric diester hydrolase activity. The record is from RefSeq and is a predicted model, not a curated record. Bases 1 to 2460 code for a protein of 819 amino acids. Gene Ontology annotation, biological process: tRNA splicing, via endonucleolytic cleavage and ligation. Gene Ontology annotation, cellular component: nuclear inner membrane. Lineage: Eukaryota; Fungi; Ascomycota; Sordariomycetes; Glomerellales; Plectosphaerellaceae. The transcript is spliced from 2 exons.